Actinia tenebrosa (Australian red waratah sea anemone) is the source of this 1854-nucleotide messenger RNA. RefSeq names its product tryptophan--tRNA ligase, mitochondrial. The record is from RefSeq and is a predicted model, not a curated record. Gene Ontology annotation, biological process: mitochondrial tryptophanyl-tRNA aminoacylation. Gene Ontology annotation, cellular component: mitochondrial matrix; mitochondrion. NCBI's taxonomy places the organism in Eukaryota, Metazoa, Cnidaria, Anthozoa, Actiniaria, Actiniidae. Gene Ontology annotation, molecular function: tryptophan-tRNA ligase activity; ATP binding.
UCARAAUGUCGCGCGGAAUUUUUCACUCAAAUUAAAACUAAAUUUUAAUGUAUUUUAUUUUACUCGAUUAUGAAGAUUUUAAGAUUUCUUCAAAGGAGAGGACAUUUCUUGGUUCGUGGAAGAGAAGUUUCUUCGAYAUUCAAGUGUGCCAGCCAUAAUGAGGUUAACGACAACAACGACAACAAUAAAAAUAGCAAAGAGAUCAGACGAAUUGUUUCUGGAAUUCAACCAACUGGUACAAUGCAUCUUGGGAAUUACCUGGGUGCAAUCAAAAACUGGGUGGAKUUACAAAACACAUGUGAAGCAGAGAUUCUGUACAGCAUAGUGGACCUUCAUUCCAUUACCACACCUCAGGAUCCUCAAGAAUUGAARCAGAGUGUUAAGAACAUGGCUAUAAGUCUGUUAGCUUGUGGUGUGGAUCCUGAUCGAAGUAUUAUUUUUAAGCAGUCUGAGGUAUCCCAACAUGCCGAGUUGGCAUGGAUACUCAGUUGUAUAACACCACUUGGGAUUCUUAACAGAAUGCAUCAAUGGAAGAGCAAAACUGAAGGAAGUAAAGAACAGCAAUGUCUUGGUCUUUAUGCAUACCCUGUCCUCAUGGGUGCUGAUAUUCUYUUAUACAGAGCUUCUCAUGUUCCUGUGGGUGACGAUCAGUUACAACAUCUAGAAUUAGCCAGAGAACUUGCUCGUAUUUUUAACAAUUCGUAUGGUAGAUUCUUUUCAUCACCACAACCUAUUCUAGGUAAAAUGACACGAGUAAUGAGCCUUCGGGAUGCCACRAAAAAGAUGAGUAAAUCAGACCCCAACCACUUCUCACGGAUUGARCUCUCUGACACCCCAGAUACCAUCAAAUCAAAAAUCCAGAAAUCCAUCACYGAUUCUGACAACCACAUCAGCUAUGACCCAGAGGGUAGGCCUGGGGUGAGUAACUUGAUUGACAUCUACUGUGCCUUGAGCGAGGAAUCCAUGGAGACUAUCUGCUCCAGGUAUCAAAACAUUGAACGGUUUAAAUCAGUUUUCAAAAAAGACCUUACAGAUUUAAUAGUACAAAAAUUAAGUCCAGUGAGGCAGGAAAUUGAAAAGCUGACACAACAAGAUUGGUAUGUAGAAGAGAUACUCRAGAAGGGGGCUGCAAAAGCUUGCGAGUUGGCCGACGUUACGAUGAGUGAUGUCAAAACACUUAUAGGAUUUAAAUAGCUUUCAUCGAUAAUAUUAGGAAUUCUAGUAAUUUCCAAAGAAGCACAUGACCCCAUAUAUUAUACCCCAUAUACCCCCAUAUAUUUACGAUGAAUGAUGUUAAAACACUUAUAGGAUUUAAAUAGCUUUCGUCGAUAAUAUUAGGAAUUCUAGUAAUUUCCAAAGAAGCACAUGACCCCAUAUAUUGACUCAUAGAAACUGCACUUUAGGGGUUUUUUUUACAUGAGAAUCUAUUUCUGUGUCCUUAAGGUACCCAGGGAGCUCCUCCAAAAUCUGCUAAAAAUAACAGUAAUAAUUAUAAUAAUUAUUUAAAAAACAUUUUAUGCUUUUAAUUCAUUAAAAUCAAUUGGAAGUGGCUGAAAAACAUUUUUCAACAUCUUUUGACCUGACUCUUAACCCUUAAUCCAGUCAUAGUAUCUUAAUCUUAAAGAAAAGACUCCAGACUUGGCAAACUUUCUCAUGUUUGACCUUUGUGGAUCAAAAUUGGGGAAUCAAGGAUCAAGGAUAGCGUGCCAGUCAUGUCAAGACGUUUUGGRAAUCGCCAAUCUCCUAGUAACCCCAUUUCGUUCCGAGGAAUUUUCUAAACUAGGCCCGAGUCAAUAUAACAUCUAUUUAUCUUCCUUUUAUUAAUGUACUGGAAGAAUAAACUUUUUUUUCGUG